Bombyx mori (domestic silkworm) is the source of this 11950-nucleotide messenger RNA. It is a transcript of the gene slmb, whose product is annotated as beta-TrCP. The record is from RefSeq and is a predicted model, not a curated record. NCBI's taxonomy places the organism in Eukaryota, Metazoa, Arthropoda, Insecta, Lepidoptera, Bombycidae. Gene Ontology annotation, molecular function: protein dimerization activity. The coding region runs from base 123 to 1646 and encodes 507 amino acids. The transcript is spliced from 11 exons.
CAACUUUAAAACAUUGUUGUACUUGACGUCAUUCGAACGAUGUGUGUUUAGCGAUUGUGGUUUUGUAUAUAUUAGAGGUGUUUUAGUGGACAAUUAUUAAUGUUAAAUAAUAAAUAGUGAAAAUGGAGACUGAAAAGAUGAUAGAGGAUACAAUACCACCUCAGGUGACGUCACUGACAAGUUUGGACAGCGGCGUCAGACCGGUGCCCAGCAGCCCUGCGUACGCGGCGGAAAGGGACGCAUGCCUCAACUACUUCACAAGAUGGAACGAGACAGAUCAGGUGGAAUUCGUGGAGCAACUCCUGGCUAGGAUGUGCCACUACCAGCACGGUCACAUCAAUGCCUACCUCAAACCGAUGCUACAAAGGGAUUUCAUCAGUAUGCUGCCCAAAAAAGGCCUGGACCACGUCGCAGAGAACAUACUGUCGUACCUGGACGCGAGCUCUCUAUGUGCGGCCGAGUUGGUUUGCCGCGAGUGGUUGAGGGUGAUAUCGGAAGGGAUGCUGUGGAAGAAGCUCAUCGAGAGGAAGGUCCGUACGGAUUCGCUGUGGCGCGGCCUCGCCGAGCGGAGGGGAUGGAUACAGUACCUGUUCAAACCGAAGCCUGGCUGCCAACAUCCGUCACACUCAUUCUACAGACAACUAUAUCCCAAGAUAAUAAAGGACAUACAAUCUAUAGAGGACAAUUGGAGAAUGGGAAAACAUAAUUUACAGAGGAUAAACUGCAGAUCGGAGAAUUCCAAAGGCGUAUAUUGCUUACAGUACGACGACAAUAAGAUAGUAUCGGGCCUUAGAGAUAACACAAUAAAAAUAUGGGACAGAAAGACACUGCAGUGCGUCAGAGAGCUGCAAGGUCACACGGGGUCGGUUCUGUGCCUGCAGUACGACGAGCGCGCCAUCAUAUCCGGCUCGUCGGACUCCACCGUGCGCGUGUGGGACGUGUCCACGGGCGCCAUGCUCAACACGCUCAUCCACCACUGCGAGGCGGUGCUGCACCUGCGCUUCUGCAACGGGAUGAUGGUCACUUGCAGCAAGGAUCGUUCGAUAGCCGUGUGGGAUAUGACGUCGACGACGGAGAUAAUGCUGAGGCGAGUGCUGGUGGGACACAGGGCCGCUGUCAAUGUCGUUGACUUUGACGAGAAAUAUAUUGUCAGUGCGUCCGGUGAUAGAACUAUAAAAGUGUGGAACACGUCGUCGUGCGAGUUCGUGCGCACGCUGAACGGGCACAAGCGCGGGAUCGCGUGCCUGCAGUACCGGGACCGGCUCGUCGUGUCGGGGUCCUCGGACAACACCAUCCGGCUGUGGGACAUCGAGUGCGGCUCGUGCAUCCGGGUGCUCGAGGGGCACGAGGAGCUCGUGCGCUGCAUACGGUUUGACAAUAAGCGAAUCGUGAGCGGCGCUUACGACGGGAAGAUCAAGGUGUGGGACCUGCCGGCCGCGCUGGACGUGCGGACGCCGCACCAGGACCUCUGUCUGCGGACCUUAGUCGAGCACACGGGACGCGUGUUCCGUCUUCAGUUCGACGAGUUCCAGAUCGUGUCCUCGUCGCACGACGACACCAUCCUCGUGUGGGACUUCCUCAACUACAGCGGCGCCUCGCCCCCGCCGCGCGCGCGCUCGCCCGCAGAUAGGGACCUGUUCGACUAGCGCCGCCCCCCGGUACGACCACACGCAUAUACAUAUCGACGCUCUAAAGGCAAACGUGACUAAUGCGGAGUUUACAUUACGAAAUUAGUGUCAUGCAUGUCGAGCUCAAUUUCACGAAAGUAGUUUCGAUUUAAGCGAAAGUAAUUUCGUCAAAAAAUUAGUGUCGCGAAAUCCACAGUAUCGCAGUAACCAUGACGCCAUCACCAUCAAAGCUAUAUUCUAUGCUAUAUGCUAUAUUCAAUGUAGCUAAAGAAAUGCUUAUAUACCUAUAAACUUAAAAAAAAGACUAUCAAGAAAAAAAAGGUUGGUAGAUUCGAGGAUGGUCAACAAGAAGGCAUUUAGGUGCAAUGAAGUUAGUCUCUGAAUUAGCAGAUGAAGAUCCUGAGAGUUAUAAAAACUAUUAUCGAAUGAGUGAAUAUAAUUUUGCUUUUUUACUGUAGGUGUUUCGGGUCCCAGAGACACCGUUGUCGCUGAUAUUCAUUAAUAAGAUCUAUAUUUUUAUCUGUACUCCAUCGUUGGUUUGCCAUUUUCAACGCUUGAAGCGCGUCCGAACUAACAAUACACACGUCCGCACAGCGCAGGCCCUUUCGCGACAUUAGUUUCACGUCGCGUCUACACUAUGAAAUUAGUUGCAUGACACUAAUUUCACCAAAAAAUCGCGCAGGGCACGAAACUAAUUUACAUGCAUGAAAUUAAUGCAUGCAUUACGAAAGUAUUAAAUUACACGUGAAACUGUUGGUAAAACUAAUGUCACGAAAUUAAUUUCACGCCACUAAUUUCGUAAUGUAAAUUCGUGAAGCGUCAAUGCGUGAACUUUACAGUAGACUAAUUUAAUGUUGAAAAAAAUAUUGCUUAGAUGGGUGGACGAGCUCACGGCCCACCUGACGUUAAGUGGUUACCGGUGCCCAUAGAUAUCUACAACGUAAAAGCUGAGGUGUUUCAGGAUUAUCCAUUCUUUGUGGGACACCCUGUAUAUCGAAGUCGUCGUGGCCUAAAGGAUAAGAGGUCCGGUGCAUUCGUGUAUAGCGAUGCACCGGUGUUCGAAUCCCGCAGGCGAGUACCAAUUUUUCUAAUGAAAUACGUACUCGGCAAAUGUUCACGAUUGACUUCCACGGUGAAGGAAUAACAUCGCGUAAUAAAAAUCAAAACCCGCAAAAAUAUAAUUUGCGUAAUCACUGGUGGUAGGACCUCUUGUGAGUCCGCGCGGGUAGGUACCACCGCCCUGUCUAUUUCUGCCGUGAAGCAGUAAUGCGUUUCGGUUUGAAGGAAGGAUGGGCUACCUUAGAACUUAUAUCUCAAAUGUAGAUGGGCGGGCGAGCUCACGGCCCACCUGAUGUUAAGUGGUUACCGGAGCCCAUGGACAUCUACAACGUAAAUGCCGCCACCUACCUCGAGAUAUGAGUUUUAAGGUCUCAGGUUUACAGUACUAUGCAUAAUGUUUACAGUACUAUGCAUUUGUGCGCACAUAACUUAUGUUGCAAGCCAGAUUUUGUUUCUUUUUAUUUGUGUUUUUUAUGUAUCUUGUGUAGCUUGUGAUGUGUAUUUGAGCAGCUUGUGAUGUGUAUUGUGAGCCUAAUAAAAUAAAUAAAUAAAAAUGGAUAAACAAGCUUAUAAACUAUAAUACAUAGGCAAUUAGUGACCAAAUCUAUUAUUCUUUUCCAGGUAACAUUCUAAGACCACAAUGAGACUACGUUUUUUUUUUAAAAAGUUUAAACGUUAAAGAGAAUUAAUUAUUAAAUUAAUGAGGGAUGUAAGUAAUUAAAUAGAUUAAAAAGAGAGAGAAAGAAAAAAUAAUUAAAAAAAGAAAACAAGAAAGAAAAAAAAACUAACUAAAAUAUGGGACAAAACAUGAAAUAAUUGUUGUAAAGUUGGUUCGUUUUGUUUUUUUUUUAGCGAAAUGAAAGUUUAUAAAUAGUGUCGACGCUUAGUAGUUACUAAGGUAUAUUUACAACGUAAAUGAAUAAAUGUAAGAUGAGAGAGAAAGAGAGAGAGAGAGAAAAAAAAGAUGCAAAACGGAAUCUCCUGAGAUUUUUUGUUUUUUUGACCUUUGACGAAAGAGAAAUAUUAAAAUAAAAAAAGCUCGACUAUAAACUCUUCAUCUGUGAUGGAUAUUAAGAUUUAUACGCGCGGUGAAGAAUUAUGUAUUUGUUAAACAGAAAAAAAAAAUUUUUUUAGCGCGGGAAAACUCGGCACGCCAUGUUUGAUUCGUGACGUCACUAUGUCAAUGACAUUAGAAACAAAGUUUGUGGUAGGAACCCGUGGAAGACAUUCGACAGAAGUGAACCAAGAAAAAAAAAAUUUGAUACUAAAUUGAUUACUAAAUUGAAAGACUGAGUGAGAAAUAUUUUAAAGAGCUAGUUAAAUUAUAUUAAAUUAGCGGACCCGACAGAAGUUGUCCUGCGAAAAUUCGUUCAAGUCGAUCCAUCCGUUUGGUUGUAGUAUAGAUAAAUAACCUAGAUACCGACUGCAGCGCCAACUGCCGGGCUGAUUUGUGAAUCUAAACCAUCCAGGGCGCCAUACAAACGCAUACAAAAAAAAAACAUUCAAAUCGAUCCAGCCGUUUAGGCGGACUUCAGUGACAAACACACGCACAGCAGAAAUAUAUAUAUAAAGAUUUGUUCGUCUGAAGCUAAAGUCAUUGAUAUCCGAACUCGCAUUGAUGUCGAUAUAAAUGCAUUUAGGUAUAUAGCUUUAUUCAUAGACAAGAACAGAACCUUAGUGCCACCAAAGUGUUUAUUUUGACGUUUGACGUAUAUAAUGACGUAAUGAAUCCAUCAUGGCGUCCAAUACAUACAGCGUGUUCUUAGAACAGAUAAAAAUGUUGAACAUAUUUUUUUUGGAAUCAAAUUUAACAGAUUUCUAUUGACGGUGUUUAAGUGCACGUUGUGUGUUGUAUUUAUCGAAACUAGCGUUCACCGGUUGAGCGAAAUUCGACCAUAAUCGCGUUUACCGUAAGACUUAGAUUCAUAUGAACUAUUAAAUUUUCUCUUUUGAUUUUGUUAUUGACGUUUCUCGAAAGAAAGGUGAUAAUCCCUUGAUGAGCAGACGAGAAAAUGGUGUUUAAACUGUUUUUAUAUAUAGAUCGGUGCGAAUGGAUCGCAAACUCAAUGUGGUAUAGUCAGCUUAGUCUGAGUGACGACCGGCAUGUGCAUAUAAUAACGACGGGUGAAAAGCUAUUUGGUUUAAAGGUCAUUUUAGCAACUUUACAGGAGAGCCAUUUCUUCUUAUCAGCCCAUGGACGUCCACUGCUGGACAUAGGCCUCCCCCAAGCCUCGCCACACAGACCGGUCCUGCGCUGCCUGCAUUCAGCGGAUCCCCGCGAACCUCAAUAGGUCGUCGGCCCAUCUUGUGGGAGGCCUACCCACGCUACGUCUUCCAGUACGCGGUCGCCACUCAAGAACUUUCUGGUCCCAACGGCCAUCCGUUCUGCGAGCAAUGUGUCCUGCCCACUGCCACUUCAAUGUCGCAAUCCUUUGGGCUAUGUCGGCUACCAUGGUUUUCCUGCGAAUCUCCUCAUUUCUGAUUUGAUCUCGCCAUUUAGAGUUUAAAAUUUAGAAAAUAAUUCGUAACAUUAAAACUUCAACUACCUGAAAUAAUUGAUAACAAUGAAACUUCAGCUGUUUGAAUGGAUAAUUGAAGUUCAAUUAAAAAUAUCGAACUGUUGAUAUGCUAAUACAAAAUAAAAUGGGACUUUAAUUGCAAAGAUAAAUGUCGUGUGUUAAGCGAGAUCUUGCUUAAACCAAAUAGCCUUGCAUCUCUCGAUAUAUAGGGUGUAUAGGUUCUACGCCGAGAUUCCCUUGGCCUAUUUCUACAGAGAAGCAUCGCAACGUGCGAAAUCAUGGGUUCCGGAUAACAUAUAUUAUACAAUCUAAUAAAUUAUUAAAUAUAACAUUGGGCGAUGCGUCAUGUAGUUAUCGACAGCACCAAGGGUCUUGUCCAUAUGUAUGUACGUAUCGAAUUGUAAUCAUAUAGUCGAGCACCGCGGGUUCGCUCGCGUUAAAAUUGUUAUUUUUUUUUGAAAGACGUUGCAUUUCCCCUAAACGUACCAUUAACUUAUAUAUGACAAAAAGGCUGGUUGGUUGGUGUUUUUAAAAUGAUGACAGCGACGGUGACGCCAUUCCCUUCCAUCAUUAUCAUUGCCUUCCAUAGUGACAGUAAUUAAGAGUCACUUUUCCAAUCAAGUGUACAGCGAUAAAAGCAGAGAGCUCCGCUCGGUUCGGCUGCUCGAGUCUGAAUGUUUUGUGCGACAAUAGUCACUCGUAUUUAUAUAGUAGAAUAGUGGGGGUAGCUUAGUCUCUUUACAUGCGUAACAUUAAGGAAACGGUUAACUUUAACUAUUUUUAGUUAGCCAAAUAAAGACGUUGCACUGACAUAUAUAAUAAAAGGAUAUAGUAUAAGAUCAGCAAGCUGAAGUGGCAGUGGGCAAGCCAUGGACCAAUGACCCAGUAAAAACCGCUGGAUCACGUUGGAUGUAGGCGGCGACGGAUCGGCCUCACUGGAGAUCGAUUGGAGACGCUUAUGUUCAGCAGUGGACUGGCUAUAUAGGCUGGUGGUAUCUGCUGCAAACCUUAUUAUCAUUAUCAAACGGAAACUUUCAAUAUAAUAGGAUAUGGCGAGUUAGGUGCAUACCAAAAUCCUUUCUUCCACACGAUCCCUCGCUUAUCAAGCUAAGAUUGUCUUGCUAUUUCAAUUCUUUGCUGGACUUUUGUUUGGCGCAUCUUCGCUCAUCUUCUACACCUACGAACAGGAGUAUAGGAGAAGCAGAGUCUCAAAGAAUUUGCGUUAUGUACUUCAGAUUCGAGGCCUGCAUACCAGAGGAAAGCAGUGAUGUAAAUAUAGGCAUAAAUAAUUUACGUCUGCUUUGAAUUACCACAAAAAUAUCAAAAGCUCCACAGCUCAAUCUGGCCUAUUGUAAUUGAGGACAGUCGUUUGGAUUUGAAAUGGCCUAGUCACGUCGCAGCAUCUCUAGUCUUUAGACGAUGUUACCUUAGCUGAGAGCCUUGAUUUCAGCGUAACCUUAAUUAGUAGGUGAGCUCACGGGGCUCAAACCUGAGGACGUUGCUAACACGAACCCUAGCAAGAGCCGUGCUUCGCAGAAUCUACCACCGGAUCGGAAACGCGACCCACUGAGAAGACCCGGCGAGAAACUCAGUGGGCUGUGUCUGUGGGUUAAUUUACUCGUCGAGCCCUUCGUCGCAAGCGACAGGUUCGACGAGAUCGAUGACCGGUGCUUGAGGCACCUAAAAGCACCGUUAGUGGAUCGGGAGGAUCCGAGAUGACGUGUUUUGGGCGACGUCGACUGCUUUCCAUUCUGUCCGCAGGAUCGGGAAUGGCUUUGCUGCUGUGAUGGUCCCUGCGUAUAUAUGUAAAUCUAACUGCUUAGUACAGCGUAGUUUUAGAUCAGGGAGAUGUUGAAAAUAUUCUUAUUUUGUUUCAAAGCUAUGACCAGUUUGAAUAAAUUUCCGACGAGUUUGGGACCGAUUUCUAAUCCGGGGGUAGCAACAAUGACAAGGAAAGGUUGCGUGUAACGACUUAUGACGUCAGCGCCGUGGGUGCCGGCGUGCGAGAGAGAAGGCAAGAUCAAUUCAACACGCAUCCGCUUUAUUUUUAAACAUUGAAGUAUACUUUGACAAAGUAUUCUUGCUUCCGAUCUCAAUGUGCGUUUUCGCGAAUAGAUUAAUUAUCACGGACGUUCCUCUAAUAAAUAAAUGUAUCAGAUGUUACAGAAGUAGAACUUCUUUAGUCCGUCUUCUUUUUAUUCAGUAUUGGCUUCUGUGCGAAGCCAUUGUUGCCAGGUUAGGGCUUUUUUUUGAGUCAUUUAUUACAUAUUAUGUUCUAUGGAAUAUAUUACGGAGCGAUAUGAGAUGAAGUUGAUUUAUUUGAGACUUGAAUGAAUUGGGGAUGAAAUUAAAUGAAACGUAGUGAGAUGUGAUGAGAUUUACUGGUGGUAGGACCUCUUGUGAGUCCUCGCGGAUAUGUACCACCGCCCUGCCUAUUUCUGCCGUGAAGCAGUAAUGCGUUUCAGUUUGAAGGGUGGGGCAGCCGUUGUAACUAUACCUGAGAACUUAUAGCUCAAAGUGAGUGGCGCAUUAACGUUGUAAAUGUCUAUGGGCUCCAUUAACCACUUAACACCAGAUGGGCUGUGAGCUCGUCCACCCAUCUAAGCAAUAAAAAAAAUGAUAAAAUCCUCUAUCCGCGUCGUUUCCUCACUGCUGAGGGCCAUCAUAUCUCGACAGGAUUUUACUUCUUGUAAUGUCCCUCCAGCGCCUCCGAUCAUUGGCUGCAUAAAGAUAAAAUCCCACUGAGUCUCGAUUUCAUCACAUCUCACAGAAGGUGGUUAUUUGCUGAGACUUCAGUGGAGUUUUUGGAGGAAAGCGAGAAGUCACGUCCCGUGACUUUGUUUCAUCUCUCCCAAACACCCAAACCCCGCCCGCGGAACUUUAACAAACCCUAAACGCUCAAUAAGCCGACAUUAGCGUAUGAACUUGAAGUGACACUAAAUUAACAAAAUCAAGCAAUUCAAAUGGCUUCGCUAGUCGCGUUACCUCCAAAGAGUCGAUUAUUGAUUUUAAUACGAAAUACGCAGACGACCUCUUACUUUGUAAUCAGAACGAUCGUGGUUUGUUCGGAGGGGACCUUACCGCCUUACACAUAGGGUAGCGAUUUCAAUGAUUUCGAAAUAAAUAUCGCCAAUUUUGCUCUCAAGUUGAGGUACGAUUUUGGGAUACGAUUUGUCGUAUCGCGAUCGUGUCGUAAAACGAAUUAGAUAACACUAAAGGUUUUUUUUUUUUCGGGGGUCUUCGUUUAUGAUUUUGUUGUAUGGACAAUAUGUUUGUGUAAAGAGACAUACUCUGAGAAUAAUUGUAUAUGGAAAUUCGCUUUUUUUUAUUUCACAGUCGGCGGAGGGGAUCGCUUAGGAAAUUAUUAAACCCCCCCCCCCCCCCCCUCCCCUGGUACUUAUAUAAGCAGGAAAAUAAAUAGGAGCCAAUUCAACACGAGUAUUUUGUUGUUGAUUGGCCACGCAGAGCAAGAAACGACGAUUAAUGUUGAUGAUGGUUGAGAACAGACUUCAAGAUUUAUUGGGCAUACCAAUGGGAACAACAUUCAGACAAAAAAAACCAGUGUGCUUUAGACCACACGACUAAAGUAAAACUUCUUUAGCUCGCACCUUUCUGGCCCCUACGGUAACAUACGAAACGUAACUCUCUCUCUCUCUCUUUCGUAUCUUCACUAACUCAUAUCUCCCUCUCAACUUCCGUUCGCCUCGCCCGAUCACACAUUUCGUAACGCUCACGUAACGCAUUCACGAGGUCACUCCGCAAGCCAAGCGUGCGUAAAGAAGUUUUGCUUCAAUUAAAAAUAUUAUUAAACGGAUUUACAACGAUUUUUACAUUUAGUAAUGGAUAAUAGCGAUUUAUAAUGUACAUAGAUAGCGGCGAAAGAAUUAAUAAAAUCGUAAUAAAAUAAUUGACAAUUUCGGUUCAUAAAUGACGGAGAAUUCGUUGAAUACAGUCGGAAUGUAGAAAUUCCUUUUUUUUUUAAGUCGAUUAACAUGGGCUAUUCCUCGUGAACAGAUAUGUUGAAGAAUGUGGCUUUUCAUCUGUAAGCCGCGCCAAUAAAGAAACGAAUCUAAAAUGGCGGCGGCGAUCAUGCGCUCUCACUCUAAACUAUUGCUGUCUUUAGUCCGCACAGGGCGCGUACUGCAUGCAAAACAAAAUAUAUCAGUUCUGACUUUGUUUGUUUUUUCACUUUCGAGUUGUGCGACUUAGAUGGCUGGCAGCAAAAGUGUCUAUGCAAGUUGCUUCCCAGAUCAGACACCUCCCCCUCUGCCAGGGCACCAAAGUAAAGUACAUUCUCUUUUUUUUUAUUUUUUUUUACAAUAAACAACUUUUUCUAUCUUUCUUUUUGUUUGUUGACCCUACCAUCUGUCAGUGUAGGUAUAUAGACGCCAUUUUCGAUUCGCUUCUUUAUUGGCGCGGCUUAUACAUAGAUAUUGUAUAGAAGCUGAAUUGUAUAGAAACUUCGAAAUGUUGGGAACGUUCCCUUUGAACUAUGUGUAUGUAAUUUGCUCUCAAAUAAAUCAAGGGAUGGACAUUGGUGAGUUCAUAUUGAUUUGAAAACGCAAGGUAACGUACAGACAUGGCGGACGCGGGUCGCGUUCACCCGAGGUCAUUCAACUCGCGCAUCAUAUCGAGGGAUGAAAAGUUAUUUGGUUUAAGCGUCAUUUCGCUUAACACGCGACAUUUAUCUUUGUAAUUAAAGGUCCAUUUUAUUUGGUACUAGCGACCCGCCCUCGCUUCGCUUCGGAAACUGUAAUUUAUUAUUGAUUUCUCCACUAUUUAAUGGAUGUUAUUAUACAUAUAAACCUUCCUCUUCAAUAACUCUAUCUAUUAAAAAAAAAACCGCAUCAAAAUCCGUUGCGUAGUUUUAAAGAUUUAAGCAUACAUAGGGACAGAGAAAGUGACUUUGUUUUAUACUAUGCAGUGAUUAGCAUCAACAGUUCGAUUAUUUUUAAUUGAACUUCAAUUAAGUUAUUUUUUAAUUGAACUUCAUUAUUUUUAAAGUUUAAUUGGCUCUCCUGUGCGAUUUCGUAAAUGUCGCUAAAACCAAAUAGCUUUUCAUUUAUCGAUAUUAUUUUAACCAUAAACUACCUAGCAAUGUUUAUUAUUGCCUUGCAAAUACUUUUUUUGUUUGUCAGAUUGUAGGAUUCGCACUAUUGGAUUUUGUUUUUGGAAACGAUUCCGAUUUAGGCCGUAUCAAUAUCGAAAUAUGCCUACAUCACUUUUUAAUUACCAUAAGCCAAAUUUUUAAAUGCGUCUGUAAUGUCAUCUGCUGUCGUUGUAUGCUAGUGUACUUAGUGUAAAGAAUAUUGAGGGUAGAAUUAAGGAGUGCCAUCUUGUAUAGGGGACAAGCUGAAACAAAUCGGUUGUCUGUAAAGUCGGUUUACUGAUGGAAUGGUUUCAUUUUUCAAUUAUCGAAAUUAUCGUUGCUUUAAUAUAUAAACAAUUGACACCACAUUCACUUUUCAGUGAAGUUCAUACUUGACGAAAACAUGUACGCCUCAGAGCGAGGUAACGCCGCAUGAGUCAUGUUUUUUCGUGCGUGCAGCCGGCUCCAUCGAAUUAAUAAGUCGUUGUCACGUCCAAAAGUAUUCAUCUGUAAAAAACAGCAAGGUAUUGUUGGAAGACUCACCGAAAUAGCGCUAGGGUAGGAUGUGGAAAUAUGAAUAUAGCAGUUUUAUAUAGAGUGAAGUGUGCUAAGUUGAAGUUAAGUGUAGUACCUAGUUAAUGGCGAUGUUUUUAAAAUCUUUCCCCUUUGCUACUGUGGCGCCAUCUUCAUUGGCUUCCUUUCAGCGGACACUUUUUAAUACAGGAGAUAUGGUGUUUCUUACGUCUAUUCUGCAUAGCAGCGCCAUAAAAAAGCACACUACAAUCCAGCAUAUUCGACUCUGUUUAAAACUGCUAUAUUCAUAUCAUUAAAACGCUUUUAUUAGCUUUAGACGUAUGUAUGUUUCUAACGGAACCUUUGAACAUGUUUUUGACCCCCUUCAAAACGUCGGAUUAACUUGAAAUUUGGUAUGCUUAUUAAGGAACGAUGACAAUUCAAUAUUUAAAAAAAAAUUAAAAUUCAUCUCAAAAAUAAAUAAUAGUUUAAAAAAACUAACAAAAUACGCAAAAUCCAACAAAAAAAUAGAAAAUCAAUUUUAAUAAAUUUGAAUUUACAUUAAAAACAUUUUUUCUAUUUCAAUAUUAGAUAAAUUCAAAUUUAUUUAACAUUUAUUUUCUAUUUUUUUUUAGUUGGAUUUUCUAUAAAAGCGUAUUUUGUAAAUUUUUUUAGACUAUUAUUUAUUUCCACUUUCUACACUAGCGCUAUUUCGGUGAGUCUUCCGACAAUAACUCGCUGUUUACAAGUGGACGCUUUUUCAACUUAUCCCCUAUACAAGAUGGUGCUCCUUAGCUUUUCCCUCCAUAUCAGCAAUGACAGAUGUAUGGUUUAGUUUUUUUUUUUUUCAAAUAGUGGCAAGCAAUGGACUCGUAUUGAACUCCAAAGAGUUGCCGUUUCUGUAAUGGCCAUUUCGAAAUGUCUGCAUUUUUGGUAAUUAAAAAGUAUGUAUUUAUACUUUUAAUAGGAAGAAUGCACGAGUAUGCAUAAGUGUAAUAAUGUUUAAGGUCUAAUUUCAUUGUACAGUAGUAUGUAUCUAUAUAAAUAUAAUAAUAUUUUUUUUGUAUUUUCUAUUUUUAUUUUUUUGGUUAUUAAAAAUUAAAUUAAUUAAUGUGUACAUAAAUAAAAAGUUGUGCUUACUC